Messenger RNA from Gastrolobium bilobum, 639 nucleotides. Its product is annotated as protein LURP-one-related 10-like. Lineage: Eukaryota; Viridiplantae; Streptophyta; Magnoliopsida; Fabales; Fabaceae. The transcript is spliced from 3 exons. Bases 1 to 639 code for a protein of 212 amino acids. The record is from RefSeq and is a predicted model, not a curated record.
AUGGCGUAUCCAUAUUAUCCUCUGCCACAGCCCUCUGCUCCCCCUAACAUGCCGGCGAUUCCCAACGUCGUCAUUGGUCCUCAAUUUUGUGCUCCGUAUCCAGUGGAUCUGGCCGUCAUGAAAAAGGUGAUGACCAUUUCAGAUGGAAACUUCGCGGUUACAGACAUGAACAACAAUAUUAUUUUCAAAGUUAAGGGUUCUCUAUUAACCUUACGUGACCGUCGUGUCUUAAUCGACGCCGCUAACAACCCCCUUGUCACCCUACGACGGAAGAUAAUGACUGCACAUGAUCGAUGGCAAGCUUUUAGGGGUGAAAGCACAGAAACCAAAGAUCUAAUCUUCACUUUGAAACGAUCAUCCCUUAUUCAGUUUAAGGCCAACCUAGAUGUGUUCUUAGCCAAUAACACCAAAGAAGAUGUUUGUGACUUUAAGGUCAAAGGUAGUUGGUUUGAACGAUCUUGCAUUGUUUAUGCUGGUGAAUCUAACAACAUCGUUGCCCAGAUGCAUAAGAAGCAUACUGUUCAGAGUAUUGUGAUUGGGAAAGACAAUUUCAUGGUCACAGUGUAUCCCAACAUUGAUUAUGCGUUCAUAGUGGCGCUAAUUGUGAUUCUUGACGAGAUUAACGGAGAUGAUGAGUAG